Danio rerio (zebrafish) is the source of this 1455-nucleotide messenger RNA. Lineage: Eukaryota; Metazoa; Chordata; Actinopteri; Cypriniformes; Danionidae. The record is from RefSeq and is a predicted model, not a curated record.
UGUAAAAUAAGGUUUUUUUACAGUGUAGUUAAGGAUGAGUUAAUGGUGAUGUGCCCCUCCAAGUACAUUAACUGCUUAUGUGUUCAUGAUCGUUGAACUCAAAUGUUAAUUAAUACAAUCUUUGACAACAUGUACUAACAACUAAUUCAGGUAGCCCUUAUUUGACACAUGAACUCUCGUGACUCAUGUUGUGGUAGUUCAUGAAUAGCGCACGACCUAACUCAUCGUAAAUUCAUAAUAAAGUAAUGUUUAGUUUACUUAUUAAUACAUCAUUAUUCAUGUUCUCUUAUUGUAAACUGUUACCAUUUUUUCAAUGUUUUAUUUUGAAAAGAUUUGCUAAACCAAUAAUUGCUUUGACAAAAAUGAGUGAAAGUUGUAGUGCGCUGAAGUGGCCUGUCUGUGGGUGUCACUAGCGUCUGACUUUAUGCAGAUAAGGAGCUGCUACAUGUGUUUCAAACGGCAGGAUACACCACACAGGAAAAAUGAAUAACACCUGCCUCUGCAUAACGUGAGAAAACCGCUGUCUCUGCAGUUCUCAUAAAAUGACACGCUCAAGACUCUCUGCUCUCAUCCUAACCAUCUGCUUCACAGGACUCUUUUCUAGAGAUGCGUUUUCAUUUCAUCUACCCAUAUCUGUGUGGCAAACGCCUAACAUAACAGCAAAAGAAGGCACAAAUGUCAGCAUCACCUGUCACAUUAAUGCAGAUUCUCGUGUGGAUAGAAUCCUGGUUAAAUGGUGGCAAGACAAUCAAACAGAAGUUAGGAGUGAAGGGAUUACAUCUCCCAAUCGUCUGUCUGUUAAUGGAUUUGUGUUUAUUAACUCAACGUUGGACCUUCUGUCAGUACAUUCAAAUCAUAGUUUUGUGUAUUACUGCUCAGCACAGCUUGAUUUACCUGAACUUGGACCUGUUGAAUAUGGCAAAGGGACUCAUGUAUUUGUGGAGUCUGCACAGGUGACUGUGGAAGAUUCAGGAAACCUGCACAGUAACACAGUGAUGUGGUCACUGUUUUCAGGCUUGGGUUUGGUUGUUCUGAUCAUCUGCAUUGCCUGUGGAAUUCAUAUAAGUUUUAAAGGACACAGCAAAAUGGAACCUGGAACAAAGCAUGGAAUAGUUGCUGCUAACAGUGAAUCACCUGGCUCUGACACUACUGAAAGAGUCAUUUACACAGCAUUAAACAUUCCUCAAGACAGUGUGAAGUCAAGAAAUGAGAACUGUGCUGCUGCAGCUCUUACUUCAGAGAGCUGCACAGAGAUUACGGUGACAUACUCUGAGGUCCACAUCAAAAAAAGACAGAAGGAUGAAUGAUGAGCAUCUUUUGAUAGAAUUUUAUUUAUAUCACGCAUUUUCAUCCUGCGUGUGGGACGGUGUGUUCCUGAGAUCCUGUGCAAUAGUUUUGUGAAUGUAUUUUUGUAAAUACUGUUAUUAUGUGUUACAUAAAUAUUAUGUGCAACCA